This is a messenger RNA of Impatiens glandulifera, 459 nucleotides long. RefSeq names its product heavy metal-associated isoprenylated plant protein 24-like. NCBI's taxonomy places the organism in Eukaryota, Viridiplantae, Streptophyta, Magnoliopsida, Ericales, Balsaminaceae. Gene Ontology annotation, molecular function: metal ion binding. The transcript is spliced from 2 exons. The coding region runs from base 1 to 459 and encodes 152 amino acids. The record is from RefSeq and is a predicted model, not a curated record.
AUGGGAAUAUCAGGCAUGUUAAAGUACUUGUCUAAACUAUUAAGGAGUGUCAAAAAACGCAAGAAGUUCAAACAUACGCGAACAUCCGUCUCGCUGAAAAUCAGGAUGGAUUGUAACGGUUGUGUCCGCAAGGUGAAGAAAGCCCUUUCUCGCGUCAAAGGGGUAAAAUCGGUAGAGGUGAACUUGAAAGAACAGAAGGCGACGGUUAUAGGUUAUGUGGAUCCAAAGAAGGUAAUGGCGGCAGCUAAAAAGACGGGGAAGAAGGUGGAGGCGUGGCCUUAUGUGCCUUAUAAUUUGGUAGCACAUCCUUAUAUGACUCAAGUUUAUGACAAGAAAGCACCACCUGGCUUUGUUAGGGCUACUAACGACAUUUCCAUAGCUAGGUUGAAUAGUAAUGAAGAACAAUAUAUAAACAUGUUCAGUGAUGAAAACCCUAAUGCUUCUUGUUCCAUCAUGUAG